CUGGUGUGGAUGCUUUGCCCCAAAGUUUGGUGUCAUCGGCGAACUUGGCCAGUCCGCUUCUGACUCCAGUGUCCACAUCAUUAAUGAAGAUGUUGAACAGUAUGGGUCCAAGGACAGAGCCUUGGGGGACCCCACUGGUCACAGGACACCACGAUGAGUGAAUGGAUGUGUCUGGGUUGGUUAGGACAGGGUGAUCCUGCCCCACUAGGUGCCAGCCCCCCUGCCCUGGGAUUAUAUGACAACCUCCCUGGAGAGAAGUGAAGCAUGGGUUGGAGACAUCUCACCCUUCCCAGCCUGCCUCAUGUGAACAAAGCAGCUCUUGCAGGCCUGGGAGUAGAGGAGCAGGCCUCGGCUGCGUUGGAUCCCAGCUCUCUUAUGUCUGCUUUGUCUCUGCCAGCGCAUCAUGGCAGGACGGGGCGGCAGAGGGAGGGGGCGGGGCCAGAUGACCUUCAACGUCGAAGCUGUGGGCAUCGGGAAGGGAGAAUCGCUGCCUCCCUCGACCCUCCAGCCAUCACCGCUCUUCCCGCCCAUGGAGUACAGGCCAGUGCCUCUGCAGACAGGUGAGGAGGUGGAGUACAUGCUGGCAUUAAAGCAAGAGCUGAGAGGAGCCAUGAAGAACCUGCCAUAUUUUGUUAAGCCGGCUGCCCCCAAGAAAGACAUUGAGCGCUACUCGGAUAAGUACCAGACAUCCGGCCCCAUCGAUAACGCUAUUGACUGGAACCCAGACUGGAGGCAGCUGCCCCAGGAGCUAAAGAUCCGUGUCAGAAAGCUCCGAAAAGGCAGAACCACCAUCCUGAUCCCCAAAGGCAAACAACGGGUUUCAGUGGACAAGGAGGAAACCAUCAAGAAACUUGAGACCUUGGAGAAGAAGGAAGAGGAAGUAACAUCAGAAGAAGAGGAGGAGAAAGAGGAAGGGGAGGAGGGGAAGGAGGAGGAGGAAGAAGAGUAUGACGAGGAGGAGCAUGAAGAGGAGACAGAUUAUAUUAUGUCCUACUUUGACAAUGGGGAGGACUUCGGAGCUGACAGUGACGACAACCUGGACGAGGCGACGUACUGAGAGGACCCAGGAUGCUCAGCUGCACGUGUGGCACAGAGCACUUGACUGCCUGGAGACAUGGUCACCAGCCUUUUCCCACCCCGCCAGGGCUUGAGACACCUGCCUGGACCUACAGCCUGUGCUGCGAUGGUGCAAAGGGAUGGGACCACCUCGGGGCUCACAAAGACCAUGCCCUUCUUUCCCCUCCCAACCCCCACCCUUUCUCUUGCUGCAGUGGGAUCCUGGGUUCGAAGCAGCAGCUGUAACAGAGCCUCACACUUCCUGCCUACACGUCUUUGAAAGGAUGGGCAGGGGGCACUGUUGAAAUAGCAGAACCGGGUGCAUGGUGACCCUUUGGAGGACAAUAUAUGUUUCGCCUCUAGGUGACACUAUUGAUCCAUUUUUCCAGCAAGUGCUGGGCUGGGAAGCUGAGCAGAGUAGAGGCGAUGGAUAGAGAAACCAUCUGGUGGCAAAAUAACCAGCACGUUGGCGUGACAACCUGUUUGCCACCACCCUGGUCCAGCCAAGUUAUAGAUCCUGACCAGCCUCCUGGGAUGUGCAUUUUCAUCUUGUCAGCCUCAAGAGGGACUGUAACCAGCUCUGAGAUGUAGCCAGGGGCAGAAGAAGCUCCCUUCCCAUCCCAUCUCUUUAUUCUGUGCUGCAGCACUUUGCACCAGUGCAAACAGCGAUGUAUGGCCAUACACGCAGUUACUGAGUGAGUAGUGUCUUGUACUAGGUGUUAAGAGCUGCAUAAGCUGCAUGGGGAAUGCAGCUCCAGAGAGGGGUGUUUAAAGUAUGAGGUUUAUUCUACUUCAGACCCCAGAUGGUGCCUGGCCUCCUCUCACCCCAGGCGCAUCACCAUCUGACUUAGAGAAAUGAUACUGUCACAUGCUUCCAAAGGCCAUCUUUGGAUGGGAUCUCUCGUGCUUCUCAGCCCUGGGCUUUGGACCAAACUGCAUCUUGUUUGUAAAGUUUUAACAUUCUUGGUUUUUACUGUCACUAAAACAUUUUAAUGCUGAGGGUAGAAACAGAAGGAUCCUCCCACCCCCCCUUAAUAAUCUGUUCACUGUUGGAGGAUGAUUGCUCUAAUAUACACACCUCACCUGGUCACUGUGGGCUGGGCCCAGUUGGGUGAGGGGGUGUCUUGGAACAGGAGUAGUGGGUGCCCCCCCCCAGAAUUGUGUGUGUGCUGGGUUUGGCUAUGGGGAUGUGUGUGUGUCUGUGUGCACACGUUUUGGGGCAGUGUAUCUGAAAUUCUAAGGUUGUUACGCUUGUAUGCAGCAAGAACAUGGUGUGUUUUUAUAUUGUGUGUUGCCUGUAGUGCUGUGUUGUCUGAGUGGGGAGUGUGUUUGUAGAAUAGCUGCUGCUUUUAUCUGUUCGUGGUUGUGCGUGCAAGUUGCAUAAGUUGUGUGUAGAUUGGUUGCAUACGUUGAAUCUCUGGGCACGUCUACCGGAGAUGCUUACUGCGCAUUAGUCUAACAACACUGUGCAGUAGUGUGGCUGUUAAAAACCAUGGCAAUAGCUUACUGCACAGUGUUUUUAGGCCAGCAUGCAGUAGGUGUCACAAAAUAACCACCCGCCGGCUCUAUAGCCCAGUUACUCUAGUUACUGCUCAUUAGUUAGUACUUUAUUAAGCAAGUGCUAAACUAAAUGUGCCAUAUCUAAGGCUCAUUAAUGAACGUGGAGACAUGCCCUCUGGUACGUAUUUGUAGGCUACACGCUUCGAAUGUCCAUGUGGCGUUGUUUUGUGUUUGGGUAUGUGCUUGUGAAUUGUGCAGGGAUGUUGGUUGUGUGGAUGUGUGUUGUGCAUAGCAGCGUGGGUGUGCAUGUGCAGUAUGCUUGCCUUUCAGAACACGUGCAGGUGUGUGUGUACUCCAGGGCUAGGCUGAAAUCCGACAAACCACCAGCUCUCUUGUUCUUUCCAUUCUGUGGGUUCUUAAAAACCUAAUAGGCGAUGCUUGCUUGCUUGCUGUGCAUCUGUGAUUUUGCAGAGAGACAAGACUUCCAAUAUGCCUAGUCCUGAAGAGCCUUGUAGCAGAGUCAAGGCCUCAGAUACCCAGCCAGCUGGCAUUCCAGGUGUUUGCCAUCCUGUCUAUCCAUACUCCUUCAACUGAGCUGGAGGGAGCUAUGAGUUUGGAGGGGGUGGGGGCAGGAUUAGGCACCAGCAAAGCCCAUUCUUCCCCCUUGUCUCCCACAACUGUGGGACUUUCCCUGUUUACACUCUGAGGUGAUUGCACAUGAAUCUGACCACAUAUGUGUGAUGUAUGCACGCAUUCAUGGCUGAAAACAUGAGUGCGACUUACUGCAACCAUUUGUGCUUGUGGUUGCACAUGUGCACGUACAUUUGUUGGUACGCAGAUGUUACACAUAUGCACACGUGCAUCAUCUGUGCUUGUGCAGGCAUCUCUCUUCAGAUGUGAUUCUGUGUCAUUCACGCAGCUGUGUCUGCAUUCACACACGCGUCAUGUACGUGUGUGACUGCUCAUUCGGUAUCUGAGCACAGCCGCCAGGGCAAACUCACCAGCUGGGAGGAACACACUCAAACCUCUGGUAUCAGUGAGUGUCUGCUGUUUCGAAGCUCUCGGUGCAGAUACUCAACAAUCGCUGCUGUUUGGUUGACUUGUGGCAGCUUUUUAACACUGUCCCUUUUUAAAUGCAUUGGUUGGAAUAAAAGGAUGUGUCUGUUUCUA
This is a messenger RNA of Alligator mississippiensis (American alligator), 3726 nucleotides long. It is a transcript of the gene POLR3GL, whose product is annotated as RNA polymerase III subunit GL. Gene Ontology annotation, biological process: transcription by RNA polymerase III. NCBI's taxonomy places the organism in Eukaryota, Metazoa, Chordata, Crocodylia, Alligatoridae. The transcript is spliced from 8 exons. The coding region runs from base 404 to 1057 and encodes 217 amino acids. Gene Ontology annotation, cellular component: RNA polymerase III complex. The record is from RefSeq and is a predicted model, not a curated record.